CCGCCGCAGCUCCUCCCCGCGCGAGGAGCGGGGUCGCUCUGGGCGGAGGCCGGGCUGCACCCCCUGAGCGGUGCACUCUGUGAAGUUGGAGGCGCGCAACGAUCAAAGUGGCCGCGGGGCUGCGGACUCGCCUUCCUCCACCGGAGGCCGGCUGUCCAUCGCCGCAGCGAGUGUGCUCCCGGCUCUUUUUUUUCCGGUCCGGAAAAUGCAGCCCGAGGUGGCAAAGAGGUGGAGGGAGGACUGCGGGCAGAGGCUCCGGUUGUUCUCCCUCAGUUCGCCUCAUCCUUGGCCCGCCCGAGCCCUGUCCAAGGGAAAGGAACCAGGAGUUAGGACUGGACACUCGGGAUUGUGGGAUUAGUGAUAUGCUUUCCUAAACAACAGAAAAGUUGAAGAUGUCUAAACACUUAGUGGCUUGGACAGUGACCACCCUUCUUGGUAUGGCUGUCGGGGGGUUUGUCCUGUGGAAAGGCAUCCAGCGCCGGAGGAGUAAAGCAAGUCGUGUAACCCAGAAGCAGCUGCCACAGCAGCAGCAGAAAGUGCCAGGCAGGAGAGAGCAGCCCACUCCAGUAGAGGACCAGCCGCACUCCAGUGCCCCCAGAGCCUCGUGGGAAGAGAGGAUCCUUGGAGCAAAGGUGGUGACUGUGUCUCAGGAGGCGGAGUGGCAUCAAAUUGAGCCCUUGCUUAGGAGUGAGUUAGAAGAUUUUCCAGUGCUUGGAAUCGACUGUGAGUGGGUGAAUUCGGAAGGCAAAGCCAGUCCUCUAUCACUCCUUCAAAUGGCCUCUCCAAGUGGCUUCUGUGUCUUAGUUCGCUUGCCCAAGCUGAUCUGUGGAGGAAGGACACUACCAAAAACGUUACUGGACGUUUUGGCAGACGGCACAAUUUUAAAAGUUGGAGUAGGAUGUUCAGAAGAUGCCAGCAAGCUUCUGCAAGAUUAUGGCCUCGUCGUUAAGGGGUGCGUGGACCUCAGAUACCUAGCCCUGAGGCAGAGAAACAAUUUGCUCUCUAAUGGGCUUAGCCUGAAAUCACUCGCUGAGACUGUUUUGAACUUUCCCCUUGACAAGUCCCUUCUGCUUCGUUGCAGCAACUGGGAUGCUGAGAAUCUUACUGAGGAUCAGGUAAUUUAUGCUGCCAGGGAUGCCCAGAUUUCAGUGGCUCUCUUUCUCCAUCUUCUUGGAUACCCUUUCUCUAGGAAUUCAACUCUAGAAGAAAAUGAUGACUUCAUUGGCUGGAGAAAAGUCUUGGAGAAAUGUCAGGAUGUGGUAGAUAUCCCAUUCCGAAGCAAAGGAAUUAGCAGAUUGGGAGAGGAGGUUAACGGGGAAGCAACAGAAUCUCAGCAGAAGCCAAGAAAUAAGAAGUCGAAGACCAAUGGAAUGAUGCCAGGCAACCACCAAGGGAGAGACCCCAGAAAACAUAAAAGAAAGCCCCUUGGAGUGGGCUAUUCUGCCAGAAAAUCACCCCUCUAUGAUAACUGCUUUCUCCACGCACCUGAUGGACAGCCCCUCUGCACUUGUGAUCGAAGAAAAGCUCAGUGGUACCUGGACAAAGGCAUUGGAGAGCUGGUGAGUGAAGAGCCUUUUGUGGUCAAGCUACAGUUUGAACCAGCGGGGAGACCUGAAUCCCCGGGAGACUACUACUUGAUGGUUAAAGAAAACCUGUGUGUAGUGUGUGGCAAGAAAGACUCAUACAUUCGGAAGAACGUGAUUCCGCAUGAGUACCGGAAGCACUUUCCCAUCGAGAUGAAGGACCACAACUCCCACGACGUGCUGCUGCUCUGCACCUCCUGCCACGCCAUCUCCAACUACUAUGACAACCACUUGAAGCAGCAGCUGGCCAGGGAGUUCCAGGCCCCUACUGGCUCCGAGGAGGGCUUGCGCCUGCUGGAAGAUCCUGAGCGCCGGCAGGUGCGUUCUGGGGCCAGGGCCCUGCUCAACGCAGAGGGCCUGCCCGCGCACCGCAAGGAGGAGCUGCUGCAGGCGCUCAGAGAGUUUUAUCGCACAGACACGGUCACGGAGGAGAUGCUUCAGGAGGCUGCCGGCCUGGAGACCAGGAUCUCCAAUGAAAACUACAUUCCUCACGGGCUGAAGGUGGUUCAGCGCCACACCCAGGGCGGGCUGCGCUCCCUCAUGCAGCUGGAGAGCCGCUGGCGGCAGCACUUCCUGGACUCCAUGCAGCCCAAGCACCUGCCCCAGCAGUGGUCGGUGGACCACAACCACCAGAAGCUGCUCCGGAAGUACGGGGAGGACCUUGCCAUCAAGCUGUCGUGACAGCUGCUUCCCUUCCACGUUGGGACAGCUGGGAAGCUGGAGCCAGGGGUGAAAAGUCACCUCUUCCUGUUUUAAUGUCAUUGUCGAAGCCUGGUGACACAACUCACAAUACUAACCUGUACUGAUCCCAGGAUGCUUCUGGUGGAGCAAGGUGUUGUUUUCAGGGGGAGCUUAUGGUCUUGCAUUUUAGUUGGGCAGGGGGAGAGCUCUUUACUCCACCCUCUUAUUUUAUUUUUCUGGACAAAUGGGAGCCUUGGCCUUCAUUUUACUCUCCCUCUUCUGCUUUCCCUGUACAGGCGACAAAUGAGGGGUCCUCCCUGAAGUGUCUUGUCAAGACACUUCGGUUUUUAAUGCUUUUCCUCCCUGUGCAGCAUGUUGGUUCAUCUCAAACAGGAGCUGUCAAGUAUUUCAAGCCCAUCAGGUUAGGAGGGGAAAAAACGUUCUUCUAGAGGUUGUAGAGGAGAAAAGGGGUCGGAUUCAUAUUCCCAGUUCAACUUCAUAAUUAGAAAUUCUUUGGCUUAAUGCUCUGCGGUAAUUCACCUGGUUGGGAUCCAGCCCAUCUGGGUUGCUUCGGUUUAUUUCACAUGCUUGAAAAUGCUCCCGUUUACACAUUCAGGACCAAAGCAGCAACUUCCUCCCAUAUGUUUUCACCCUAACGCUGGAGGGAAUUCUUUUCUGGAAAGAGGCCUUCAGCUUGGGUGGGGCACAGAGAAGCACAAGAACCAUCUCCCAAGAGAACUUGGAUAAUUUGCUCAGCUUUCCGUUUCGCUGUUUCUUGCAAGCCUCCUGCCCAGAACGGCAAGGUUUUUAGCUUAAUCCCUUUCUGAGAGGAAGGUUAUCUUUUCUCAGAAUCAGUAUCUGGUCCCUUCAGUGUUCCAUCAGGUUUGCAAUACUGACCUCUUUUAAGCUCUUAAUUCUCUCCCAGAGUCAUUUGGUUAGGUUGAGAGGAUUUCUCCAUCUCCCUUCAUGCCUGGGACGUCAAGACUAAUUAAUACAUUUCAGUGUUCAAAACGGUGGUGUUUCAUCUUUCCAAACGUGAGGCCACCACUUGGAGCACGGAAUCAACUUCUUAGUGGUUAGUAUUUUUAUAAAGUAUUAGGAAAACUUUCUUACCUUACAAGAUCUUAACAAGCUUAAAAAAGAGCUUUAUGGGGCUUCCCUGGUGGCGCAGUGGUUGAGAAUCUGCCUGCCAAUGCAGGCGACAUGGGUUCGAGCCCUGGUCCGGGAAGAUCCCACAUGCCGCGGAGCAACUAAGCCCGUGCGCCACAACUACUGAGCCUGCGCUCUAGAGCCCACGAGCCACAACUACUGAGCCCGCGUGCCACAACUACUGAAGCCCGCGCGCCUAGAGCCCAUGCUCUGCAACAAGAGAAGCCAUGGCGAUGAGAAGCCCGUGCACCACAACAAAGAGUAGCCCCCGCUCGCCGCAGCUAGAGAAAGCCCGUGCGCAGCAACGAAGACCCAACGCAGCCAAAAAUAAAUUGAUUAAAUAAAUAAAUUUAUUAAAAAAAAAAAAAAGAGCUUUAUGGCCAGAAUUCAACAAGAGCUCUGUUGUUUCGGAAUUGUGCCGGAGUUGGUGAUGGUUGCUCUAACACUGAUAAAUAAAACAGCUUCUAAGCACAAAGUUCAUUGAUUGUAAAUGUAAAACCUUUUUCUUCAUAAUUUUAUAGAAUCGGCAAAUACUCUUGGGGAAGGAGAUCUUUAUGCUAUAGGUCCCUGCCGUGUGGCAGCCCAUGAUAUGUGUGCAGGUGUCGUCGUGUGCCUCCGCCAACAGCUUUGGCCUGCCGACAGCAGCCCACAACACAUGCACACCCUGCAGUUUGUUCCUCUGCCCUUUCAUCCCCACUCAUCCUCGAAUAGGUGUCUCUGGUAUCUAAACUAGAAAGUCUUGAAGACAAAUAGUACCAGCUGCUUUGGGGACCGUUUGUUCAACACACUAGGUUAUUGUGGGGCAGGUUCCUCAGGGGCUGUUACUGCCCACAGCCCGGGGCAGAGAACCGUGGAGACGGAUAAGUGGUUGUCGUAGUCAGGCUUGCCACAAGGGGGCGUGGUAGAUCUUGCUUUAUAUUCAUUCUUGAGAAGUAAGGGGCUUUGAUAACAUGGUUUCUAAACAUAACUCAUGACUUAUGUUUCAGAUUAUGUCUCACUUUGAGUCAUUUUGACAGCCUUACAAGAAAAACGUCUUCCUCUGAAACGAGAGUAGGGCUCUUCCUUUCUCUUUCCCUGUGAUCCUCAUACUGAGAGGUGAGAACCACGUUAACAGGUCGUUUAAGGCGCUGUGGUUACUGCGGAAGGAGGAAUGGCUUCUCCAGUAGAGCUCCCUGCAAAGCUUAGUAAUGUAGAGCCAGCAGCCACGGUAGAGGAAACAUCUAGACUGUGGCACCCUCGAUUUCUCAUCCUUUUCAGAACAGUGACUGUGUAGGUUUGAAUCUUUUUGUUUUCUGAGUCAGCCUUGGACGCCUUUCUCUAAGACUGACAAUCGGUAUCUCUAGUGAGUUAUUUUAGGGCGGGCAUAUUUUAACAUAAAAUUUUUUUCUGAUACAAAAGUAAUGUGUAUGCUUGUUAGAGACGAAUCUAAAGAAAGAAUGAAAAUCCAUCUUCCCUCCAUGUAGCACAGAGCUAAUCUCUGCUGGUAUGUUUAUGAAUUUCCUUUCAGUAUUGAAAAAUGCAUAUAACAUGUAAGGUGUUUAAACAAACUUGAGAGUCAUAUAUACAGCUUGGUAUACAAUUUGCUUCCCUCAUUUAACAUGGUGUCACAAGUAAUUUCUUGUGUCUUUAAAUCUUGGAAAGUAGAUUUGCAGUAAUUCUACCUUACCUUAUUAUCCAUUCCCACGCUGUUAAAUUUUGGUUGUUUCAGAUCCUUUGUUAAUAUCAAUGAUGUUGUGAUGAACUUUCUUGUGUAUAAAUCUUUGACUAUAUCUUUGCUAACUUUUUUAGGUUAGAACCCUAGAAAUUGGGUUGCGAGGAGGGGGACUCACAUUGCUGCAGUGAGUACAAAUUGAUAUCACCUUUUAGGAAUUUCUGUGAAGGGAAUGCUUCCCUUUGACCCUUUAACUCACGUCCCAGUGCAUUUGCUGAGCUUCCUCCCCUGUGAGUAGAGGUGAGUGAACAGUGUCACAGCAAAGGCCUCUCUGAAUGUGCCUGAUCAUUACGAUUGCAGGCUCAGAGUCUUUUCUCUGCUUCCCUUCUGUCUGUCUCCCAUCCUUUAUUGCCUCAGUCCC
Eubalaena glacialis (North Atlantic right whale) is the source of this 5485-nucleotide messenger RNA. RefSeq names its product exonuclease 3'-5' domain containing 2 (gene EXD2). The record is from RefSeq and is a predicted model, not a curated record. Lineage: Eukaryota; Metazoa; Chordata; Mammalia; Artiodactyla; Balaenidae. The transcript has 9 exons. Bases 393 to 2264 code for a protein of 623 amino acids. Gene Ontology annotation, molecular function: nucleic acid binding; 3'-5' exonuclease activity. Gene Ontology annotation, biological process: nucleobase-containing compound metabolic process. Gene Ontology annotation, cellular component: nucleus; cytoplasm.